Ustilago hordei is the source of this 2403-nucleotide messenger RNA. RefSeq lists its product as uncharacterized. The record is from RefSeq and is a predicted model, not a curated record. The transcript has a single exon. NCBI's taxonomy places the organism in Eukaryota, Fungi, Basidiomycota, Ustilaginomycetes, Ustilaginales, Ustilaginaceae. The coding region runs from base 1 to 2403 and encodes 800 amino acids. Gene Ontology annotation, cellular component: cytosol. Gene Ontology annotation, biological process: regulation of Golgi organization.
AUGACUUCAAUGGCCUCGAGCCGACCUCAGCUCAAGUCCAAGUUCAGCGAGUCCUAUACCGCACUUCUCGAUGGAAGGCAACCAUGGAUCCAAGAUAGUGCUUUCCCAAACUCAUCCUCAACCGUCGCCUCCUCAUCACCUUCCUAUGGCAGCGAUCUGCCAUCACGACCAGCCGUUUUGCGCUCGAAAUUGGCCGGCAAGUCAAACACAGGUCCUCGUUCUCGAUACUUUGCCGAUCUACUGUGCCUUCCAGUAGAGACUCGAUUUGUCACCCAGCAACUGGAAGCGAUCCUUCCAGAGACGUUGCUCGAUGACGAUCCGCACAGCAAAGGCGCUUGCAUCGCUGACAACGUUGGCUCGCUAUGGCGGGAAGCCAUGCGAGUGUGGCGUCAGAGCGACGAGGACGAGGUUCGCAGAAGAAACGCAGUCGACACUCUGGUGGCGCUAUCAUACCCUGUCCUUACUAAGCGCUUCUCCAACUAUUCGUUCGACAUUAUUUCUAUCUUUGCCGGCGGUAUGGACGAAGCCGAUGACGUAUUUACCCUCCUCGUUGACUCAAUCGAUGACACGCUGCGCGGAGGCAACCUCGCAAGAGUCCGCAUCCCCUCCUCCUUCCGAGACGAGGAGGAUGAACGAGAGCAGGAUUUGGCGCAGGCCAAGGCGAGAGAGUGGAUCGAUGCAGAGGUACAGCAUCGUGCGCUUCAGCUUGGACUUUUGUGGCUUUCUUGUGUUGCCCAGACUUCGUUAGCUGCCUACUUUCUGCGUCGCGAUCUUUUCGUCACAGCUUCCACUUUCAUUUCCACCCCCGCCGGCUCUCGAUACGCCUACGAAGGUGCCGUCUUUCUAGGCCUUCUAGCCACCAUCGGUCAAGGCUCCGCUGGUGGUAUCUCGCUCAAUGCCAGCACCUCAAAUCCCUACGCUCGACGCCUCCGCGACUGGGUGGACGAGGACUGCAUGGCAAAGAUCCUUGUCGCCGCCGCUGCUGCCAUGAAUCAAAAUGUUCAACUAUAUCGACAGGUUGUCGACGAUUCUCCUCCUACCCUGACUGGUAGCAUUGCAGGAAUAGCUAGCAUGCGGUGGGUCUCGAGCCUUGCUGAGCUUGUCGCUUCGCCCACAUCGCUUUUCACCUCCACAGCUUCUGACCCAAGGCCAUCGGCGACAUCUACCCUGAUGGGCGAUUUCUCUCAUCUCCCUUCCUCCAGCUCCGUUAUCCUUCUCCCCCUUUUCCUCCUCUCCAGAUCCAACCAGGCUUUCACCUCGUUGGUAUUGGAUGUGACAGACUUGCCAAAUGCCAACGACCAGUCGCUUGCUACAGCUGCUAGCGACACAAGAUUCAGAGCCAGCAACGAGUCCUUUUGCCAGCUAGCUUCCCUGGCAUCCUAUCUUGCCACUCAUGCAUCUGUCUCGCCACGCUCAGCCUCGUAUGCUCGCAUCGCGCUUCUCUGCCUUCUCGUCUUUCUCUACGACCAACGCGGCAGUCGCAACAUGAUUGCCGACACACAGCGGUCUGCUCGCAUCCUCGAGCGGUCCCGUCUCUGUCGCCAGCGUGAGCCAGCACUUGCGCUUCCCCGGACCAAACGCACGCGGCUCGUCACUGCCGUCCUAGACGCGGCCACUUGCUCGAUGUGCUACAAUCUCAGCAAGCGCAUUGAUACAGCGUCAUUCCUGAUCAGUCUCAAGCUCAUCCAACGCGUCGUCAACCUAUGUUCCGACGAGCGCAUCCAACUCGAAUACGAUUGGCAAGAUUGCUGGAGCGCUAUCCUCUCACUCGCGUCUUUCCUUGCUGCACGCUUCGCUGAGAUCCGCUCAAGUCAAGACCUUUCGGAACUCAUCAAGGCUUUGAUCGCUACCUUGAACUCGAUCCUGCUACGAUCUGAUCAUGUCCUCACUUCCACGAACGAGAUCAAUCACUUCAUAUACGAGAUCGUGAGAUGCUCACAGACGCUUCGUAAGACUGUGCUCCUUUUGGACCCAUCGUCCAGGAAUUCCACCUCAAAUCCCGGCUCGAUGGCGAACACUAAUGGAGCUUUUAUACCCACACCACCCAAGCUCUACACACAAGUGCCAGGAUGGAAGAACCUCGAACGUAUCAUUCAGGCUGUCGAAGCCAAGAUUGCGGAGUGGGUCGAGCAGAAAUCCAGCUCUAGGAGAAACAAGACCCCUGAUAUCGACACAAUCAACAAGCUCAUCGCCAGCAUUGAUCGUGAACACUUGCUUGCUGGCGCAUCCGAAGAGCGACAUACUUCCAGCUCUGCUUCAACUGGUGUCGGCAACAGAGAUGGCGGGACGAACGGCGUCAUGCAUCAUGAAUUGGAAUGGCUGGAUCGAAUUCAAGAACAGUGCCUCCCAGAGUUCGUCCGUCAUGCUUGCACAGACGUUCUACGAAUCUUGCCUAUCUAUUGA